AUGCAAAACAUACAAAUUAACUAUGGUGAGGUAGUUUACCAUAUAGUUUGUCAGAGAGAACAUCUAGUUCAAGACAUCUACUACCAUUUGUACGUCUUUACGAAUGCUAUUACAUUGUCAACUGAAAUCGAAUGUCCUACUCCAAAGUACAUGGUGCCAAUAAAUUUAGAGAAUAACAUCCAUUGGGUCAGAAAUAAUCAGAGAGUCUUGACUCAAUUCGGCGUUGAGUAUAAAGGAACAGUCAAAUAUUUCACAGCUCCAGAAUAAGAACUAAAAAUGUUCAAGAGAAUAAUCAAAAACAGAAUUAUGUACAGAGAAGUCAGCGACUUCUAUCAACCAUUAAAACUCUUGGGCAAGGGAGGCUCAUCCAAAGUUUAUUUGGUAUAGGAAAAGGACAAUUCAGCAGAGUUUGCAUCCAAAUGUAUUGAGAAAAGGUAUCUCAGAGAAGAUGGUGGUUAUACUGCCUUAUUCAAUGAAAUCACAAUCAUGUCCAACCUAGACAACGAGUAAAUCGUCAAACUUGAAGAAGUCUAUGAAGGAGACAACACAUUUUAUCUCAUACUUGAGUAUUUGAAGGGACCAAGUCUACAUGACUUAUGUAAUAGUAGAAGUACAACAUAGCCUUUGUCUUGGGAGUAGAUUAAACAAAUUAUGUGGCAAUUACUCAAAGGGGUAACUCAUAUGCAUAGUUUAAACAUCAUGCAUCGAGAUCUCAAACCAGAGAAUAUCAUGUUUAAGGAACACGGAUCCGUCUAAGGUCUUAGAAUAGUUGAUUUUGGCUUGGCAACAAAUACAAAUGUAGAAAAAUACCCAUUCCCAAAAUGUGGAACUCCUGGAUAUGUUGCUCCAGAAAUUGCUAAUCUCAAAGAUCUCACUCUAAAAUACGAUAAGAUCUGUGAUAUGUUUAGUGUUGGUUGCAUCUUCUAUAAAUUGAUUACCCAGAAAGAUUUAUUCCCAGGAAUUGACUAUCACGAAAUUCUUAAACUGAACAAAAAGUGCUACGUCAAUCUUGAUAACCUUCAGAUGUUCAAGGCUCCCUCUUCAGCUGUCGAACUCAUCUCUUAAAUGCUUAAUUCCAAUCCUAGUCUAAGAAUCUCUGCUUAAAAAGCCUUAGAACACUUAUUCUUUGUUCAAAGUCCCUAAGCUGAUAUUAGAAUUAGCUUUUAGACAAAAAAGCGAUUAGACCCUUAGAACAAAUUAUGGUAGACUUAACUUUUCAAAAACAUCAAAUCAGAUAAAAUUCAGCUUCCUGAGAUUCCUGUCAAGCAUAGGUAAUAAGCAAAAGAGGAUGAGGUGGUUGAAGAUGAGAAAGUGUGCAUAAAUGUUCCUGUUAUGAAAAGCCCAAGAUUCCAACAAUAAAUUAAAUAGAAAAAUAUUAAUCUCAUUGAUAGUUAACCUUCAACUCCCAGAACCAAAUAAAUUAAGAAAUACUCAACUCAGGACUAUGAUUUAUCAUCUGAUGCUUCAUCUCCUGAUUCAGCUAGAAUGAGACCAACUAUUGUCCUUAAAAAUGUACCUCAAAGCUCUGCUAAGGCUCAAACUCCAAGAGCUCGACCAAGCAAAUAAAUCAUUUUACAAAGACAAUUGUCAAAUCAACCUAUUGAGGAAGUAAAUGAAGAAGAAGCCAAAGCUUGAACAUAGUUGAAACUAACUUGAAUUAUAUAUUGAAAUUAAUUGUGUA
Molecule: messenger RNA, 1681 nt
Organism: Paramecium tetraurelia
Lineage: Eukaryota; Ciliophora; Oligohymenophorea; Peniculida; Parameciidae
Exons: 6
Biological process (GO): protein phosphorylation; mitotic DNA damage checkpoint signaling
Cellular component (GO): cytoplasm; nucleus
Molecular function (GO): ATP binding; protein serine/threonine kinase activity
Source: RefSeq, a predicted model, not a curated record